AUGUCUGCAGACAGCAACGCAGCCGCAGAGUAUCUUCAGGAGUUCAAAGAAAUUACAUCCUCCUACUCACCCCAGCAAGUGUACAACGCUGAUGAAACGGGGCUAAAUUUCAAAGCGUUGCCAACAAAGAGCCUAGCUUCAAGAGAAGAAAAGUCCGCUCCAGGAUUUAAAAUGGAUAAGCAACGACUAACCGUAUUAGCAUGCAGCAACGCUUCCGCCACCAAUAAGAUACCUUUGAUGGUUAUCGAUAAAUUGAGGUUACACAAAAAACCUCUAUGUUUUAAAAACAUGAAUAUGAACGCUCUGCCGGUUUACUAUAAAAACCAAAAGAAAGCUUGGAUGGAUCGUGCUUUGUUUCAAGAAUGGUUUGAGAAACAAUUUGUGCCCAACGUGAGAGCCUACAAUGAAGAAAAUGGACUGCCUGAUAGAGCGUUGUUACUCAUAGAUAACGCUCCGUCCCAUCCGGAUGACUUAGAGCUGGUUAUUGGUGAUAUAAAAGCCAUUUUUCUACCACCGAACGUUACUUCGAUCAUACAACCAAUGGACCAAGGAGUUCUACAAGCGUUGAAGCAAAAUUAUCGGAAAAAGCUGCUCCGAAGCCUGCUUGAGGAAAAUGAAGACCUCACAAUUCUCCAAAAGCUUAAGAAAAUCACGAUCAAAGAUGUAAUUUUCUGGGUGGCAGAGGCUUGGGAGAACACAAGCGUAGGAGCUCUGCAGAAAUCUUGGAAAAAUCUUUGGCCUGAUCUGCAGUUUGUUGAAGAGGUUGUUCCACCGGAGUACACAGACGAAGACAUCGUGGCACAGGUGCAAGGAGUCCCAGCUGAUGACUCAUGUAGCAGUGAGGAUGAGGGAGACGCCCAAACUACCGAUAUUGUUCCACACAGCGCAGCUGCAAGUGCCUUUGACCUCGCUCUACGCUACGUCGAGCAACAUGCCGCUGCUACUCCCAAUGAC
Molecule: messenger RNA, 954 nt
Organism: Homalodisca vitripennis (glassy-winged sharpshooter)
Lineage: Eukaryota; Metazoa; Arthropoda; Insecta; Hemiptera; Cicadellidae
Product: jerky protein homolog-like
Exons: 2
Cellular component (GO): nucleus
Molecular function (GO): DNA binding
Source: RefSeq, a predicted model, not a curated record